Zootoca vivipara (common lizard) is the source of this 10046-nucleotide messenger RNA. The record is from RefSeq and is a predicted model, not a curated record. NCBI's taxonomy places the organism in Eukaryota, Metazoa, Chordata, Lepidosauria, Squamata, Lacertidae.
CCCCUCCCUCCCUCCCCAGUCCUCCUUUCCUGCUUUGGUGUCUCUCCUGCAAGGGCUGCAUCGCUGUCCCUCCUGGGAUCUGGAUUUGCUAGAGCUUCUCACUAGCACAGGCAGAACGUGGAAGAAUACCAAAGGGUUCCUUCCGAUCUCUCAGAGGUUCCUUCCAAUCUCUCAUCCAGAUGGAUGAGCAAGAUUCAGCUGGCCCUGGAGCAGGAAGAGGCCAUGCCAUCCAAACUGGGAGCAGUGAGGAAUUCUGUGAAAACUCUGUGCAGAAGAUGCUGGGUGAGGAGGACACCCUCCGCUCAGAGGGGCAGAGCCAGAAGUUGAGGCAGUUCUGCUGCCAGGAGGCCAAAGGGCCCCGAGAGGUUUGCAGCCGACUCUACCACCUUGGCCACCAGUGGCUGAAGCCAGAAAGGCACACGAAAGCUGAGAUGCUGGACCUGGUGAUCUUGGAGCAGUUCCUGGCUGUCCUUCCCCCAGAGAUGGAGAGCUGGGUGAGGGAAUGCGGAGCAGAGACCAGUUCCCAGGCGGUGGCCCUGGCCGAAGGUUUCCUCCUGAGUCAGGCAGAGGAGAGAAAGCAGGAAAAGGAUCUCUUUGCAGAAAUGGACCUGGAUUCCUGUGAGACAGAGAGGCCUCCGUUGGACACCAGAGAGAGGCCACUGGGUGACAGAAUGAAGCCAGCAAGUCUUCCUGAUCCACCUUUUCAUGGAGGCAGAAGGGAAGCAGCAGCUGUGGAACCAGAUCAGGGUCCAGUGUGCUUUGAAGAUGUCGCUGUUCGUUUCACGGACGAGGAGUGGGCGUUGCUGGAUCCUGACCAGAGAGCUCUGCAUAAGUAUGUCAUGGAGGAGAAUCAUGGAAUCGUGGCCUCUCUUGAUUUUGAUGAAUUGGAAAUUGCGAACAAAGGUGAACAUGACAAAAUCCCCAGAGAGGAGAAGCCAAGUAAAAAUUUGGAGUGUGGAGAAAGCUGCAGUCAGAGCUCCCAUUCCAUUUCCCAACAAAGAAUUCUCAUUGGAAAGAAACCCUAUCAGUGCAUGGAAUGCGGGAAGAGCUUCAGUCAGAGCUACCAUCUCACUUCCCAUCAGAAAAUUCAUACAGGGGAGAAACCCUAUCAGUGCUUUGAAUGUAGAAAGAGCUUCAGUAACAGCUUCUCUCUCACUUGCCAUCAAAGAAUUCAUACAGGGGAGAAACCCUAUCAGUGUGUGCAAUGUGGAAAGAGCUUCAGGACUAGCUCCAAUCUCACUAAGCAUCAAAUAAUACAUACAGGAGAGAAACCCUAUCAGUGUGUGGAAUGUGGAAAGAACUUCAUUAAUAGCUCCUCUCUCACUUCCCAUCAAAGAAUUCAUACAGGGGAGAAACCCUAUCAGUGCGUGGAAUGUGGAAUGAGCUUCAGUCAGAGCUCCCAUCUCACUUCUCAUCAAAGAAUUCAUACAGGAGAGAAACCUUAUCAGUGCAUGGAAUGCGGGAAGAGAUUCAGUCAGAGCUCCUCUUUGAGUUUCCAUCAAAGAAUCCAUACAGGGGAUAAACCUUAUCAGUGUGUGGAAUGUGGAAAGAGCUUCAGUCAGAGUUCCGAUCUCACUUCCCAUCAAAGAACUCAUACAGGGGAGAAACCUUAUCAGUGCAUGGAAUGCGGGAAGAGAUUCAGUCAGAGCUCCUCUUUGAGUUUCCAUCAAAGAAUCCAUACAGGGGAGAAACCUUAUCAGUGUGUGGAAUGUGGAAAGAGCUUCAGUCAAAAGGCCAACCUCACUUCCCAUCAAAGAAUUCAUACAGGGGAGAAACCCUAUCAGUGCUUGGAAUGUGGAAUGAGCUUCAGUCAGAGCUCCCAUCUCACUUCCCAUCAGAGAAUUCAUACAGGGGAGAAACCCUAUCAGUGCGUGGAAUGUGGAAUGAGCUUCAGUAGAAGCGAUUCUCUCAAUUACCAUCAAAUUAUUCAUACAGGGGUGAAACCCUAUCAUUGUGUGGAAUGUGGAAAGAGCUUCAGUACAAGCUCCCAUCUCACUUCUCAUCAGAGAAUUCAUACAGGGGAGAAACCCUAUCAUUGUGUGGAAUGUGGAAAGAGCUUCAGUAUGAGCUCCCAUCUCACUUCCCAUCAGAGAAUUCAUACAAGGGAGAAACCCUAUCAGUGCGUGGAAUGUGGAAAGAGCUUCAGUCAGAUCUCCUCUCUCACUUCCCAUCAAAGAAUUCAUACAGGGGAGAAACCCUAUCAGUGUGUGGAAUGUGGAAAGAGCUUCAGUCACAGCCAAAGUCUCACUAAGCAUCAGAGAAUUCAUACAGGGGAGAAACCCUAUCAUUGUGCGGAAUGUGGAAAGUGCUUCAAACACUUCAGGACUCUCAAACGCUACUUUGUCCUUCACUUCAGGGAGAAACCCUAUCAGUGUGUGGAAUGUGGAAAAAGCUUCAGUACGAGCUCCAAUCUCACUAAGCAUCAAAGAAUUCAUAGAGGGGUGAAACCGUAUCGGUGUGUGGAAUGUGGAAAGAGCUUCAGUACGAGCUCCAAUCUCACUUCCCAUCAGAAAAUUCAUACAGGAGAGAAACCCUAUCAGUGCGUGGAAUGUGGAAAGAGCUUCAGGAGGAGCUAUGGUCUCACUUCCCAUCAAAUAAUUCAUACAAGGAAGAAACCCUAUCAGUGCAUAGAAUGUGGAAAGAGCUUCAGUCAGAGCUCUCACCUCACUAAGCAUCAGAGAAUUCAUACAGAGGAGAAACCCUAUGAGUGCGGAGAAUGUGGAAAGAGCUUCAGGAAGAGCUCCGAUCUCACUAAGCAUCAAAGAAUUCAUACAGGGGAGAAACCAUAUCAGUGUGUGAAAUGUGGAAAGAGCUUCAGUCAGAGCUCCCAUCUCACUACCCAUCAGAGAAUUCAUACAGGGGAGAAACCCUAUCAGUGUGUGAAAUGUGGAAAGAGCUUCAAUACAAGCUCCCAUCUCACUAAGCAUCAAAUAAUUCAUACAGGGGAGAAACCCUAUCAGUGCGUGGAAUGUGGAAAGAGCUUCAGGAAUAGCUAUGAUCUCACUUCCCAUCAAAGAAUUCAUACAAGGGAUAAACCCUAUCAGUGCAUAGAAUGUGGAAAGAGCUUCAGUCAGAGCUCUCACCUCACUAACCAUCAGAGAAUUCAUACAGGGGAGAAACCCUAUCAAUGUGUGGAUUGUGGAAAGAGCUUCAUUAAUAGCUCCCAUCUCACUUCCCAUCAGAAAAUUCAUACAAGAGAUAAACCCUAUCAGUGCGUGGAAUGUGGAAAGAGCUUCCAUGACAAGUGGACUCUCUCUUCUCAUCAAAGAAUUCAUACAAGGGAGAAACCCUGUCAGUGCAUAGAAUGUGGAAAGAGCUUCAGUCAGAGCUCCCAUCUCACUAACCAUCAGAGAAUUCAUACAGGGGAGAAACCCUAUCAGUGCGUGGAAUGUGGAAAGAGCUUCAGUAUGAGCUCCUCUCUCACUAAGCAUCAAAGAAUUCAUACAGGGGAGAAACCCUAUCAUUGUGUGGAAUGUGGAAAGAGCUUCAGUCAGAGCUCCCAUCUCACUACCCAUCAGAGAAUUCAUACAGGGGAGAAACCCUAUCAGUGCGUGGAAUGUGGAAAGAGCUUCAAUACGAGCUCCCAUCUCACUACCCAUCAGAGAAUUCAUACAGGGGAGAAACCUUAUCUGUGUGUGGAAUGUGGAAAGAGCUUCAGUGAGUGCUCUGAUCUUACUUCCCAUCACAGAAUUCAUACAGGGGAGAAACCCUAUCAGUGUGUGGAAUGUGGAAAGAGCUUCAGUCAAAGUUCUGAUCUCACUUCCCAUCAAAGAAUUCAUACAGGGGAGAAACCCUAUCAGUGCAUGGAAUGUGGAAAGAGCUUCAGUCAAAGUUCCCAUCUCACUUCCCAUCAGAGAAUUCAUAGCGGGGAGAAACCCUAUCAGUGUGUGGAAUGUGGAAAGAGCUUCAGUCAGAGCUCCAGUCUCACUUCCCAUCAAAGAAUUCAUACAGGGGAGAAACCCUAUCAGUGUGUGGAAUGUGGAAAGAGCUUCAGUCAGAGUUCUGAUCUCACUUCCCAUCAAAGAAUUCAUACAGGGGAAAAACCUUAUCAGUGCAUGGAAUGUGGAAAGAGCUUCAUUAGGAGCUCCUCUCUCACUUACCAUCAAAGAAUUCACACAGGGGAGAAACCCUAUCAGUGUGUGGAAUGUGGAAAGCGCUUCAGUCAGAGCUCCAAUCUCACUAAGCAUCACAGAAUUCAUAUAGGGGAGUCAACUCUCCAAAGCUGUCACUAUGAGCAGAGGACACCUGUUUUUUUAAGAUUAAAUUUGGACUUAAUUAACGGGCAUCCUUUGAACUAGGGGAUAUAAGUUUAUUUUCUAAUUUAAUCAGCCAAGUUUUUGAUCUAGAGAAGUACUUUGUGAUUGGAUCGGUAUGUUGCGGGAGGUGAGUCCCCAUUAUUUUCUUUUUAUAUAUUUUGCAUUUGCUGUUUUACUCAGCAAAUCUGCCCCCAAAGGUUAAGUGUUUGAAAUAUGCAAGCGGGCUUUCAAUAGUAUUUUGUUAUUGUUAUGGUUUAACUUCAAAAUAGACUGUGUGAAAUUUUGACUAAGAUUCUGGCAACGAUCCUCAAUAGAAUGAUAAAAAGAAUUCUUGGCUGGAGUUAUUGUGUUUUCGCUGAGACAUCAACUUGGUAGUAUCUGGGACUUCCGGUCAACCACCAUUUCUAAUUGGCAGGGGAAAUUCCUGCUCCGAGAAUCCCUGGCUCAGUGAAGGAGGGGGGAGCCACAAGAGUGCUGCAGACCCCCCAAAGAGCCUCAGAUCGAGCAUUCUGGUGACCUUGCGGGCACCCGAGGUGUUUCCUCUGCUUCCUGGUAAGCUCUAGUAAAAGCCCUGUGAGCUAGCGGAGUGGGAGACGUGGGUGCUGUGGGUUUAUUUGCUACCUCCAUUGCGUGAAGCUCCAAAGCCAGCGGACUUUCGAGCAGUCUAUUCUACCCAAAUUAACAGGAUUGGAAGCUAAUUGGACACCAUGAGUAAAAAGGAAUAAAUUCAUUAAAAGAAAUUGGAUUCGUCAUGUAUUGUUAAAACAGAAUUUGGAUGUGAUAUGUCUACAAGAAACACAUGUGAUGAGAAUGCAUAGAAAAAUUCUACAAAAUAAAAGGCUGGGCCAAGAUUAUAUAUCAGCAGAUAAAGUAAAAAAGAAAGGAGGAGUAAUUUAUGUAAAAGAAAAAAUUGAUUCAAGAAUGAUGUUCAAGGAUGAGGAAGGGAGAUAUGUUGCAGUUGAAGUAAUAGCACAAGGCAAAAAACUUUUAAUGCUUGGAAUUUAUGCACCAAAUGAAGGAAAGGCCGAAUUCGUUAAGAAGAUUCACAAUAUACUUCUGGAUUAUUUGGAUUACAAAAUCGUCUUGAUGGGAGACAUGAUUGGGGUAGUCUCCACAUUGAUGGACAGAUAUCAAAGACAGAAAAUCUCCAAUGAAGGGAGACUACCAAAUACUUUCUUUGCAUUGACCGACAAUUUAGACAAGAUUGAUACAUGGAGGUUGAAAAAUUCAAUGGAAAAGGACAGUGCAUUCCCCCCCCCCAGAUGCCAAUCAGUUGUGGAGCCGUUUGGACUAUAUAUGGCUAGCUAGAGAAUUGGCCCGAAGAGUUGCCAAGGCAGAAUUUGCCCACGGACUUGUUCUGACCAUAAUGCUGUUUUAGUAGAAUUAAAGCUGUCUCUUCAAGGUUCCUUUAGAUGGAGGAUGAACGGUGCACUGAUGAGGAAUGAGGAGAUUGUGAAGAAAGCCCAAAAAACCCUAAAGGAUUAUUUUAAGAUAAAUUUGAAUACAGAUGGGCGAUCUGAACGGGGUGAUGUCAUUGGAAAUGGACAGAACAAUUAGGCAAAAGGAUACUAGGGGGGGCAGACUUCCAAAUACUUUAUGUGAAUUGGUUGACCAUUUCAAUUUGAUAGAUAUUUGGAGAACCAAACAUUUGUUAGAUAGAGAAUUCACAUUUCAUUCUGAUGUAUAUGGAAGCAGUUCAAUAAUCCAUGUGAUAUGGGUGUCUAAAGAAUUAGAAUUGAAGGUAAGAAAAAUACAGAUAUUGCCAAGAACAAUAUCAGACCGUAACCCUGUUUUUUUUUUAGAAACGCAAAAUGAAAAUCCACGUUUAGGUGAUUAAAUGAGGAUCUGCUAGAUGAUCAAAACUUUACAGAGGGUCUCUUUCUGCUGUGGGGUGUGUGCUUGCGUAGGUCUGCCUAGCAAUGGAAAACACUGGGAUCUCCUUCUGCCCUUCUUUGAUAGGGCUUGUGUACAUUCAUCUUCUCCCUCUGGGGGGCCACUGAGGUUUGUAAACUGGUGGUUGGGGGGGGCAAGCAGGAAGGAUUGCACCAUCUCUCUCUGCAUGGCUCAGAGCCAGCUGCCUCCCGACUUCUGCUGGGUGUGAAUAAUCGCUGCAGCAGGAGCCGAGGGCCUGGCAUGGAUGAGGCCUCAUUCUGGCCUUCUGCUCCACUGAGCAAAUGCAAAAGAAGCUGAGGCUCCGGGGUGGAGAUUAGGGAUUGCCACAGAAUCACAGAAUGUUAGAGUUGGAAGGGACCCCCAGGGUCCAAUAGUUCAACCCCCUGCAAUGCAGGAAUCUCAGCUCAAGCAUCCAUGACAGAUGGCCAUCCAACCUCUGCUUAAAAACCUCCAAGGAAGGAAAGUCCACCACCUCCCGGGGGAGACCGUUCCACUGUCAAACAGCUUUUAUCCUCAGAAAGUUCUCCCAAAAGCUGAAUCAAAAUGUCCUUUCUUGUAACUUGAACUGCCAGAAUCCAUUGGUUUGGGUCCUACCCUCCAGAGCAGGAGAAAAGAAUUUGAAUAUGAUUAAGACAAAUAUGUUAAUUAAAAAUGUAAUAAAACAAGAAAUCAAUCGAUUACCAGAAAAAGUAGGAUUGAAGGUGGUGGAAAAAACAAAAUAUAUUGGGAUUUGGAUAACCAAUAAUACAAAUAAUUUAUUAAAGGAUAAUUAUAAUAGAGUAUGGAAAGAAGUUAAAAAAAGAUUUGGAAAAUUGGGAACGAUUAAAUUUGUCAUUAUUAGGUAGAAUAGCGGCCAUAAAAAUGAAUAUACUCCCCAAAAUGAUAUUUUUAUUCCAAAUGAUCCCAAUAUUAGGAACGGGAAAUAAUGUCUUCCAACAAUGGAAGAAAGAUUUGAUGAAAUUUAUUUGGAAGCACAAACCUGCUAGAAUAAAGUAUAAAUUAUUAAUUGAUGCUAAAGAUAGGGGAGGCCUGGCACUACCUGACCUCAACCUUUACCAUGAUGCAGCAGGAUUUGCAUGGUUAAAGGAAUGGAUGAAAUUGGAGAACAAUGAUUUAUUAGAUUUGGAAGGGGUGGGGAACAAAUUUGGGUGGCAUGCCUACCUGGUAGAGGAUAAGGCGAAAAUACAUAAAGGGUUCAACAAUCACGUUAUUAAAUGAUCUCUUUUAAAGAUUUGGAACAAAUACAAAAGAUUGCUGGAACCCAAAACUCCCAGGUGGGCAUUGCCAAUAGAAAUAAUUACAGUAAAGAAAUUAAAUUCGAUAAAAAAGUGGAGGAGCCAUAAAGAGCUAUUAGAGGAUAAGGAGGGAAAUCUUAAAUUAAAAGAAUAUGGGGAGAUAAAACAUCAUUUAACUGGAUGGAUCCAGUAUCACCAAAUUCAUAGUAAAUUUAAGGAACAUAAACAAAGAUUAGGUUUUUCGGAGGAACCCUCCCUAUUGGAAAAAUUUUUAAUACAACCAGAAAUUAAAAUAAUAUCAAGGAUGUACAACGUGCUGCUGGAGUGGGAAACCAAAGACGAGAUGGGAAAGGAGACGAUGACGAAAUGGGCUAUUGACAUAGGAAAAAAUAUAUAAAUGGAACAAUGGGAACAAUUGUGGGGGGAAAUAUGGAAAUUUACAGCCUCGGAGGGAGUAAGGGAGAAUAUGAUUAAAAUGUUCUAUAGGUGGCAUCUAACCCCGGUAGAUGUACAAGACAAAGGACAUAAGAUGUACAAGACAAAGGACAACUUGUGUUGGAAAUGUAGGGGGGAAGCGGGGACAUACAUACAUGCGUGGUGGCACUGUGGGGGAAUAAAAAACUUAUGGAAUCAAGUUUUUGAAGAAAUUAAAAAAAUACUUAAGUAUAAUAUAAAGAAAACUCCUGAAUCCUUUUUGCUGGGUAUAAUAGACAAUACAAUUAAAAAACAGGAUGCAACACUGUUCUUAUAUGCAGUAACAGCGGCAAGAACUCUGAUUGCUUCCUAUUGGAAAAAGAAAGAAGUACCCAGUAUCUCAGAAUGGCAGGAGAAGCUAUUUACAGUGGAACCUCGGUUUAUGAAUUUUCGGUUUACGAACGCCGCGGACCCAUCUGGAACGGAUUAAUUCAUUUUCCAUUACUUUCAAUGGGAAAGUUCGCUUCAGUUUAUGAACGCUUCAGUUUAUGAACAGACUUCCGGAACCAAUUACACCCAUGCUUCAGUUUAUGAACACUUCAGUUUAAGUACUCCGCGGACUGUCUGGAACAGAUUAAUCCACUUUCCAUUACUUUCAAUGGGAAAGUUCGCUUCAGUUUAUGAACGCUUCAGUUUAUGAACAGACUUCCGGAACCAAUUGUGUUCAUAAACCGAGGUACCACUGUAGUUAUAUUUAGAUUUGGACAAUUUGACUAAUUCAAUUAGAGGAUAUAUUAAUAAAAAAUUCCACCAAAACUGGGAAAAGUUUGGAGAGUAUAUGAAGGGACAAUGCCCCACAGUAAAAUCUUGGGUCUAUUUCUAACAUCUCACAUUGAGCCAACCUGAACUAAUUCAUAUGGAGGUAGCUGAAUAACGGUGAUUUAUCAUUUUAUUUGUUAUAUUUUAUUUAGGAAGUCGGAUGUCAUUCGAGUCUAUACCUUAUUUGAUGAUUAUUGGAGAUAUCCAUUUAAGUAUACAGAAUUAGGAGUGCAGUAUUAGAGAAUAAUAGUUAAAGAAAUCUGAGAUAGAGAUAAGUGGAAGUCUUUUGUGGGAGAAGUAUAGGUAGGGGAUCGGGAAUAUUGUUGAAUUGAUAGGAUAUUGCUGAUUCUGGGUACGAAUGAUUAGCCGAAUGUAUGUUCUUUCUUUUUCGUUUCUUAUUGUUUAUGUAUUAUUAGUAAUUUUUGUGUUUAUAAAUAUUAUGAUUAUUAUUAUUUAUAUCAUAGUAUGAUGAUGAUUAUUUGGAGAUGAAGUUAUAGAUUAUCUUUAUGUUAUAUUAUUAUUAUUAUAUGAUUCUGUACAUUAUUACAGUGGUACCUCUACUUACGAAUAACUCUACUUACGAAUGUUUCUACUUACGAAUGGAGCUCCGUCCACCAUCUUGGAUGCGGCUUGAUAGGAUUUUUUCUACUUACGAAUUUUUAGAUAGGGUUGCUUCUACUUACGAAUUUUUUCUCCCAAUGCAUUCCUAUGGGAUUCGACUUACAAAUUUUUCUGACUUACAAAUGUGUGUUCGGAACGCAUUAAAUUCGUAAGUAGAGGUACCACUGUAUUUAUAUAUUAUUGUUUGUUUGUAUGCUUGAUUUUUUUCUGAGUGUGUGGUGAAUGUAUUUUAAUCCAAACUUAAAUAAAGCUUAUUUUAAAAUUUUGAAAAAAGAAGAAGAAGAUGGCUCUCCUAUCUCUUCUCAGUCUCCUCUUUCCCAGGCAAAUUUACCCAGCUCCUUCAACUGUUCCUCAUCAGGCUGGGUUUCAAGAUCACAGUCCUCUGCAUAUGUUGCAGCUUGUCAACACCCUCCGUGAGUUGGGUCAGCCAGAAUGGGACACAGGACCCCCGGUGGGGAGGGCAGAGCACAGCCCCCAUGAACCACCCACCGUUCUCUUGCCCUCCAUGAACUCAGCUGCUCCUCCUCCCUCUUUUGAAGCCAUGCAGGUAGGUGGCCCUCACUGCCUCCUGCAGAAGGGAGUUUCAUAGUUUAACUCUCUGCUGUCUGAAGGAGGACUUCCUUUUAUCUGUCCCGAAUCUUCCAGCUUCCUUGGCUGUCCCUGAGUUUGAAUAUUAUGAGAGAGGGAGAAUUAGUUUUGCCUUUCCCCUUUCUUUGUACCAGGCAUGAUUUCACGAGCUUCUUUCAUGUCACCUGUUCCGUGUCUCUUCUCUGAACCAAGAGGUCCCAAAUGCUGCAGCCUCUCUUGA